GGUUGUGUCUUUCCUUUGCAGAAAAUAUAAUAUUGUUGAUUGUUUUGCCUGCCUCUUGUGUAUAUUCAAAGGCAUCUUUAUUUGAUAUGAGAGGUUUAAGUAGAUCAUGUCUUGCUGCUUAUGUUUAUUUAGGUGGGGCAGCCCUUAUUUGAUAAGAGAGUUUUUUCAUAACAUGGGAUCAAAAAUGGGAGACCAAGUGUUACUGGUUGUAGCUGAAGAAGGGGAUGAACUUGUUGCGGGAGCCCUUAAUCUUAUAGGCGGAGAUACUCUAUAUGGGUGCCUUUGGGGCUGUCACCCAAAAGCUUAUUAUCCCAACUUACAUUUUGAAGCUUGUUAUUACCAGGCAAUAGAAGCUGCUAUAGAGCUUAAUUUGAAAACAGUGGAGGCAGGGGCUCAGGGUGAGCACAAAAUUCAGCGAGGUUAUAUGCCUGUACCCACUUAUAGCUACCACUACCUUCUGGAUGAAGAAUUCAGCAAGGCCAUAGAAGAAUUUGUAGUGCGCGAGGCAACUCAGGUCAAACUUGUGAUGAAUCUGAUCCGCGAUCCUGGACCCUUUAAAGAAGGCAUACAGUAGACACAUGCAGGUAGGAAGUCCAUGCCUGUAUGGUUGUGGUAUGUACAUCUUGAUGAAGGAAAGAUCUAUCCAUUUCUAAUGUACAGAUCCGUUAGUCGACCA
This is a messenger RNA of Eucalyptus grandis, 676 nucleotides long. RefSeq lists its product as uncharacterized. The record is from RefSeq and is a predicted model, not a curated record. NCBI's taxonomy places the organism in Eukaryota, Viridiplantae, Streptophyta, Magnoliopsida, Myrtales, Myrtaceae. The transcript has 3 exons. The coding region runs from base 107 to 574 and encodes 155 amino acids.